Zingiber officinale is the source of this 1347-nucleotide messenger RNA. RefSeq lists its product as uncharacterized. The record is from RefSeq and is a predicted model, not a curated record. The coding region runs from base 1 to 1347 and encodes 448 amino acids. Lineage: Eukaryota; Viridiplantae; Streptophyta; Magnoliopsida; Zingiberales; Zingiberaceae. The transcript has 8 exons.
AUGUCGAACUUUGUCGGAGGGAGCUCUCGUCAAAGGAAAGGAAAAGAAUUGUUGGUUGUCUCAAAUGAGGAGAAUGCACGCUUCAAAGGUUUAUGGACCGAGAAACCUUACAAGUAUUGGGGGUUUGGGAAUGAUAUUGAUUGGUUGCUUGAUAGAAUAGGUUGGACUAAUGCGGGUUAUCUCUUCUCCUGUUCGUGCGCCUCUUCUCCUUUGCACAGCGGGCUCACGUCUCUUCCCCUCUGCACAGCGAGCGAGCGACACGCGACGACACACCUCUCCGCAAGUCAAAACAACGCCUUUCUUCCUUCUCUCAACAGCGCGCUUCCUUCUCCUCUCAGUAACGGCGCAGCCCUUACUCGUCUCCUUCCCUUUCCUUGCUCAUCUCCUUCCCUCUCAGCAACAACCAAGGAAGCUCAAUCAAAGAUGAAACCAAUGCUUACAAAAAGCAAUGUAGGUAACAUUCAAAAGCCUGUAAAAUUUUUAGCACCUGGUAAGUUGGCCAAGGAGCGUGGAUAUAGACAUAGAACGAGGCAUGUUGGAGAUUCUACUGGAAAUGCAUCAGCCUAUAAGAGUAUAGGGGGAAAUGCAUCCGCCUACAAAAGUAUAGGGGGAAUUCGAAGGCUACAAGUUGAAGAGCAAAAAGCACAAUACAUAGGCAAUCAAGGAAGAAUUGGUGGAAUUUCAGCCCAUACUCUUAUUGUGCAUUUUGAGGAAGAUGAAUGGAAAGAAAGAGAUUUUACAGAAGAUAGUUCUUUCUUGGAUAUCUUGAACAUAUGUAAAAAGUUUAUUGAUAUAUAUUCUGUUGGUUUCAAAGUCACGGAUGCGGAUGGUAAGCUAUUGAGAAAUGAUAAAGAUUUAUUGGCUAUGCUGAAAGAACAUGAAGACGUGGAGAACAUAGAGAUUUAUUUAGAUGUGGAUGAAACUGCCCAACCAUUACACUUCAAAAUGCCUCAAGACAAUCCAUCCUUUGAUUCUAUCCCAAGAGUUCCAAAAGUGAGAGAUGUCACAAUAUUGGGUUAUUUUAAGACAAAUGAGAAAGUCAAAGUACGAGGGGAUGUGGUAAACGGAACUGAACAAGCUAGUACAGUUCAAUGGUUCAUAACUGUUUCAAAGAACUUUGAUAUCGAGACGGGCUUGCAAGCUAUUAGUAAAUGUACCAUCAACAAGGAUUUUCAAAUACCAAUUGAGGCUGUUGGUCAUUAUCUUGUUGUUAAAUUUACACCUAUGACUGAAGAUGGUGAAAGUGGUGAAUCGAGGUUUGCUAUUACAGACAAAUAUGUUGAUGGUAAGUAUAUUUCAAAUUUAGAGAAUUAUGAGUUUUCUAUUGAUUUCAAAUUGAACUCUUGA